Messenger RNA from Cricetulus griseus (Chinese hamster), 4013 nucleotides. Lineage: Eukaryota; Metazoa; Chordata; Mammalia; Rodentia; Cricetidae. The record is from RefSeq and is a predicted model, not a curated record.
UCCUACAAGAUUAUUAAUUUUGCCCCCAGCUUGCUUCGGAUCAUAGUCUCCGACCAGGUGGAGUUCCCAGUUCGUCAGGCAGCUGCCAUCUACCUGAAGAAUAUGGUGACACAGUACUGGCCAGACAGGGAGCCUCCACCAGGAGAAGCGAUAUUUCCAUUUAAUAUCCAUGAGAAUGACCGACAGCAAAUUCGUGACAGCAUUGUGGAGGGGAUAAUUCGAUCUCCGGAUCUGGUGAGAGUCCAGUUAACAAUGUGUCUCCGAGUCAUCAUCAAACAUGAUUUUCCUGGUCACUGGCCUGCAGUGGUCGACAAGAUAGACUAUUACUUGCAGUCACCAAACAGUGGGAGCUGGCUUGGCAGUUUGCUAUGCUUGUAUCAGCUGGUGAAGACCUAUGAAUAUAAGAAAGCAGAGGAAAGAGAGCCUCUCCUGGCAGCCAUGCAGAUAUUUCUGCCUCGAAUUCAGCAGCAAAUCCUGCAGUUACUUCCCGAUGCCUCCCAUUACUCUGUGUUGCUACAGAAACAGAUUCUGAAAAUCUUCUAUGCUCUUGUCCAGUACGCGCUGCCUCUCCAGCUGGUCAAUCACCAGACCAUGACGACGUGGAUGGAGAUCUUUCGGACCAUCAUUGACAGGAUGGUCCCUCCGGAGACUCUUCAAAUUGAUGAGGAUGACCGACCAGAGCUGGUGUGGUGGAAGUGUAAGAAGUGGGCUCUGCACAUUGCUGCCCGUCUCUUUGAGCGGUAUGGAAGCCCGGGAAAUGUCACAAAAGAAUACUUCGAAUUUUCUGAAUUUUUUUUGAAAACCUAUGCAGUAGGAAUCCAGCAGGUACUACUAAAAAUUUUAGACCAAUACAGACGGAAAGAAUAUAUAGCCCCCCGUGUUCUUCAGCAAGCAUUCAACUAUCUCAACCAAGGGGUUGUCCACGCUGUGACUUGGAAGCAGCUGAAGCCACACAUACAGAACAUCUCUGAAGAUGUGAUUUUCUCUGUGAUGUGUUACAAAGAUGAGGAUGAAGAGCUGUGGCAAGAAGAUCCAUAUGAAUACAUAAGGAUGAAGUUUGAUAUUUUUGAAGAUUAUGCUUCUCCCACCACUGCAGCCCAAGCCCUUUUGUACACAGCUGCGAAGAAGAGGAAAGAGGUGUUGCCAAAAAUGAUGGCGUUCUGUUACCAGAUACUAACAGACCCGAACUUUGACCCUAGGAAGAAAGAUGGAGCCCUGCAUGUGAUUGGUUCCUUGGCUGAGAUUUUGUUGAAGAAGAGUUUAUUCAAGGACCAAAUUGAACUCUUUCUACAGAAUCAUGUGUUUCCAUUAUUAUUGUCUAACCUGGGAUAUCUUCGAGCUAGAUCCUGCUGGGUGCUGCAUGCAUUUAGUUCCCUGAAAUUUCAUAACGAGCUCAACCUCAGAAAUGCAGUUGAAUUAGCGAAGAAAAGCCUGAUUGAAGACGAGGAGAUGCCCGUCAAGGUGGAAGCUGCCCUGGCGCUGCAGUCACUGAUCUCUAACCAGACUCAAGCCAAGGAGCACAUGAGACCACAUGUGAGGCCCAUCAUGCAGGAGCUGCUGCACAUUGUCAGGGAGACGGAGAAUGAUGAUGUCACCAACGUCGUCCAGAAGAUGAUAUGUGAGUACAGUCAGGAGGUGGCCUCCAUCGCUGUCGACACAACCCAGCACUUGGCUGAGAUAUUUGGUAAAGUUCUUCAAAGUGAUGAGUAUGAAGAAGUCGAAGACAAAACUGUCAUGGCUAUGGGAAUUUUACAUACUAUCGACACCAUCUUAACAGUUGUGGAAGAUCACCAUGAGAUCAUACAGCAGUUGGAGAACAUCUGUCUGAGAAUCAUCGAUCUUGUUUUACAGAAGCGUGUCAUUGAAUUCUAUGAAGAAAUCCUUUCCCUGGCCUUCAUCUUAACCUGCCAUGCCAUCUCCCCGCAGAUGUGGCAUCUCCUGGGCAUUUUAUAUGAAAUUUUCCAGCAGGUUUUCUCUGAGUACUUCACAGACAUGAUGCCCCUCCUGCAUAAUUAUGUGACAGUAGACACCAACGCGUUGCUGUCAAAUCCAAAGCACUUAGAAGUCUUGUUCACUAUGUGCAGGAAGGUACUGUAUGGAGAGGCAGGAGAGGACGCUGAGUGCUUCGCCGCCAAACUCCUGGAAGUCAUCAUUCUUCAGUGCAAAGGAAGGGGAAUUGAUCAGUGUAUCCCGCUGUUUGUUCAACUUGUCUUGGAGAGAUUGACCCGUGGGGUCAAGACCAGCGAGCUGCGCACAAUGUGUCUUCAGGUGGCGAUCGCCGCUCUUUACUACAACCCUGAGCUGCUGCUGCACACCCUGGAGCAGGUCCAGCUGCCACACAACCCAGGACCUGUCACCUCGCAGUUCAUAAACCAGUGGAUGAAUGACACCGAUUACUUCCUUGGACACCACGACCGGAAGAGGUGUAUCAUAGGACUGAGCAUCCUCUUGGAACUGCAGCACCGACCUCCUGCUGUGGACGCAGUGGCUGCACAGAUCCUGCCUUCCAUUCUCUUCCUGUUCCUUGGCCUGAAGCAGGUCUGUGCUACCCGUGAACUGGUAAACCGCGGAGAUCCCUCAAAAGCAGAGAAAGCCGACAUGGAGGAAAAUGAGGAGAUUUCCAGUGAGGAGGAGGAGGAGACAAGUGUUACUGCUCAAGCUAUGCAGUCACACAAUGGCAGAGUUGAAGAGGAAGAAGAGGACGACUGGGAUGAAGAAGUGCUGGAGGAGACAGCCCUCGAGGGCUUCAGCACCCCACUGGACCUUGACAACAGUGUGGAUGAGUACCAGUUUUUUACACAAGCUCUACUGACUGUGCAGAAUCGGGAUGCCGCCUGGUAUCAGCUGCUGGUGGCACCACUCAGUGAGGACCAGAAGAGAAAGCUUCAGGAGGUGUACACAGUGGCAGAGCAUCGACGGACAAUGGCAGGUCAGUCCCCCGGUGGCUGCCAUCAGGGAGGCUUCACAUUUGAGGACAAGGGCAUCUUCUCUGCCUUUACCUUUGGGGUCGCGCCCAGCAACAACCGAAAGGCGCAUCCAACCGUUCACCGACCAUCAUCACCGUUGCUGCAUAUUUCACGGGAUGCGAGAGGGCCGAGAGAGAGGGAAGCAAGGGGCUGUGUCAUCGGCAUCAGGCAGCCGUGGACUCGCUCGCCCUUCCCUUGUUCCUUCUAACCUGGAAUACGUAUUUUUCAACAGCUACUGUAAUGUACGAAGUUUAAGAAAAGCAGAAUCAUUGAUCAGAAAGGACAAAGCGUCUGCUCGGAAGGACGAACGCUGAGGGGUUUAGAGUUAGGUACGGCGCAUGCGUCUCAGGUUUUUGCCAUGCAGAAUCAGUGGAUUUAUGCGGAUAACAGUGCCUUCUGUUGUACAUGAAUUAUCAGAAAAAAAAUUUUUUUGGAGUGCGUUGCAAUUUUUUUAAAUCAUGAAACGUAUUUCUAGAUACCCUGUAACCUUGGUUAUGUGUCAUUUUAUUCUGCUUUUUACUCUGUACUGACUGACAGGCAGUUAGUGCAAGUCUCACUCUGGUUUCAGAAACGACCCUGCCCCCUUUGGCCACCCUGCGCCCAGAGGAUUUUUCUUCAAAGGUUGGAGCUUAGGCAGUGGCUUUGGUUUUCCAAAAGUCAUCUGCAGCUUUCCUGAGCACUGUUGUAUAUUCCCUUUUCCAUCACAUUUUCCCUCUUGAACAGGGUGAUGUUUCUUUUAGGAUCACAAAUGUGUUGAUUACAUUGUAACCUGCUAAGUUCAGGGUUUACCCGCUUCUUGGCAGCCGGCAGCAGAGAGUGGUUAGUUACUGUUGUCAGUCACUGGGCUUAGCAGCUGAGCAAGACCGAAGUUCUUAGGAAUCAUGUGUUUAAUUAUGCUGCAGGGGUUGGGGGCAUCCAAAUACGAAGGCACAUUGAAGUUCUAAGCAGACAGUGAUUUCUGUGUGGGGACUUGGUCGGUAGUAACUUACCAUUCAUUCUAGCCAUGUAGGACAGGGCCCAAUGCAUUUUACAAUUUUUUUUUUUUUU